Aureobasidium melanogenum CBS 110374 is the source of this 978-nucleotide messenger RNA. RefSeq lists its product as uncharacterized. Gene Ontology annotation, biological process: fungal-type cell wall organization. Lineage: Eukaryota; Fungi; Ascomycota; Dothideomycetes; Dothideales; Saccotheciaceae. The record is from RefSeq and is a predicted model, not a curated record. Gene Ontology annotation, cellular component: fungal-type cell wall. The transcript has a single exon. Gene Ontology annotation, molecular function: structural constituent of cell wall. The coding region runs from base 1 to 978 and encodes 325 amino acids.
AUGAAGUCCUUCGCCAUUGCUGCUGCUUUCGCUGGUGCCGCUGUCGCCUUCCCUCAGGGUGUUACUCAGGCCAUCUCCCCCAAGUCCGGUCCUCCUGCAGGCUGCUCGGAGAACCACGCCAGCCCCUUCAGCAUUUCUAUUACCAAUGUUACCACCAACGGCAAGCGUGACCUCGAGGCCCGCAAGGUCUUGACUAUCACUCUUAAGGACGGUACCUUGACCGAUGACGAGGGCCGCACUGGUUACAUCGCUGCCAACAACCAGUUCCAGUUCGACAAGCCCGCUCAGACCGGUGCCAUCUACACUUCUGGUUUCUCCGUCUGCAGCAACGGCACCCUUGCCAUUGGUGACUCUGCCAUCUUCUACCAGUGCUUGAGCGGUGACUUCUACAACCUCUACGACAAGUCCACCGGUGCUCAGUGCUCGCCUAUCUACAUCAACGUCCUCGACACUGGUGCUGCUGCCUCUAGCGGUGCUGCCACCCAGAUUGGCGACGGUCAACUCCAGGCCCCCACCUCUACCGCUGCUCCCGUCACUCAGAUUUCUGACGGCCAGAUCCAGGCCACUACUGGCGCUGUCACCCAGAUCUCCGACGGCCAGAUUCAGGCUCCUACUUCGACCGCUGCUCCCGUCACCCAGAUCUCCGACGGCCAGAUCCAGGCCCCCACUGGCAAGCCCGUCACUCAGAUCUCCGACGGUCAGAUCCAGGCUCCCACCACCGGCAAGCCUGUCACCCAGAUCUCCGACGGUCAGAUCCAGGCCCCUACCUCUGCUGCUGGUAAGCCCGUUACUCAGAUCUCCGACGGUCAGAUCCAGGCUCCUACUGGUGGUGCCACCAAGGCUGCCAACGGCACUGUUGUUGCUGGCGCUGCCACUGCUUCCUCAAGCAUUGCUGCUUACACUGGUGCUGCUGCCGUCCCCACCUUCGCUGGUGAGAUGCUCCUCGCUGCCGGUGCCUUGGCUGUUGCCUUCCUGUAA